This is a messenger RNA of Tilletiaria anomala UBC 951, 738 nucleotides long. RefSeq lists its product as uncharacterized. The record is from RefSeq and is a predicted model, not a curated record. Lineage: Eukaryota; Fungi; Basidiomycota; Exobasidiomycetes; Georgefischeriales; Tilletiariaceae. The transcript is spliced from 3 exons. Bases 93 to 653 code for a protein of 186 amino acids.
CCACGAUUCGGUAUCCAGAUCCAUAUUGGCGCCUCGAGGGCUUCCGGACUGAAUCAGGAGCUAUCUAGCUAACCCUCAUACACCUCGGUGUGAUGCCAGUCUCACUAGCCAGCUCCCGUGCGCUCUUCCCCCUGCGCGUCAAAUACGCCAAAGUUACCCUUUUCAUCCCGGUACAGGCCUCAACUCAGUUAUCGGAGCUGAAGGCGCAUGUGCUCCAGGCCCUCAUUGCAACAAGGCAAUCCCCGCCGCAAGGCGUUGCUGACACGUUCAUGGAUCUCGACGCGGUGAAUGAUCUGGGGUUCUUCCAUGGUGCUGAAUCAUCCUCAGCAACGUCCGCCACUCUUUCUGCCGUGGGUGCUGAUGCGUCUGCGACAGGGGCAGUAGCAGUUCAUACAGGUGCAGGCGAGAUGACAUUCGAGAACGUUGAGGAGAGGACGGGGAAACCGGACACGGUCGGACAAGUGGGAUGGAAAGAUGAGGUGAACAAUGUUACGUAUCUUGGAUUUAAAUAUCGCGGUGACAAAACAGUCUCCCAGCCACACGUGCAGAUUCCGUCGCUCAUGGACGACGAGGACGAGGAGGACGAAGGGGAAGAGCUGGGGGAUGACAUUCCAAUCCCGAAGUUCAAUGAGGCUGGGGAAGAGGUGGGGUAGCCACAUAUUAGAUGGGAAGACCUCAUGCCACUUUGGCGCGGGUCUCCACAGCACUACAGUAGUUGCGCCGGUCAAUGCACCAUCA